AUGCCACCACCACCGCAAGAGGCGUUCACUGAAACCAAAGUUACUGCGGUGCCAACCGUGCUCUCAGUGCUAGCCACGGGAGUGUUCUGGGGGCUCGUUGAGGACGCCACCCGACCCACGGAAGCGGUGUCUCGUCUACUUCGCGACUGCGGCGUCCCGCACGUCCACCUGCUAGGACCAUGUCCACCACAGCUUAGAACGCGGGCCAAGGGCCGGGGCGUGUCACCACGCCGGACGGCGCUCGCCUGGUUGCAGGCGAACGCCACACUGCCUGGCGUUCUGUACUUCGCCGAUGACGACAACUCCUACGACCAUCGGCUGUUCGACGAGAUCCGGUGGACACAGACUGUGAGCGUGUUCCCUGUUGGAUCUCUUUUGAGAACCGGAGUCAGUAGCCCCGUGGUAGUGGAUGGCAGCGUGGUAGGCUUUCACGACCCGGCCACCAAGGGGCGACGCUUUGCCGUCGACAUGGCCGGCUUC
Messenger RNA from Dermacentor silvarum, 480 nucleotides. RefSeq names its product galactosylgalactosylxylosylprotein 3-beta-glucuronosyltransferase S. The record is from RefSeq and is a predicted model, not a curated record. The annotation marks the transcript as partial. Gene Ontology annotation, biological process: carbohydrate metabolic process; chondroitin sulfate proteoglycan biosynthetic process. Gene Ontology annotation, molecular function: galactosylgalactosylxylosylprotein 3-beta-glucuronosyltransferase activity. Gene Ontology annotation, cellular component: Golgi membrane. The transcript has 4 exons. NCBI's taxonomy places the organism in Eukaryota, Metazoa, Arthropoda, Arachnida, Ixodida, Ixodidae.